GUAUAUGUAUAUUUUCACCCUUGUUAAAGCAGAUGCAAAGGCAAAAGCGAGCACGCAGGCUUUAUUCAUCCAGCUAGCUAGUUGUCAACUACGCGUUUUGUUUGCCAUGGAUUCUGAUGCCCCAGGAGGAGGCGGCGGCGGCGGCGGAUGGACGAGCGAUUGUGGCACUGGCAGUCGCAAUGGCACUGGAGAUGGAUCCCUCCGGAUCAAUUACGUCACCAAGGUCUUUAUCGUCCUCCUCUUCGCAUCCCUGUAUCUCCUCUCCCGGCGUUGGCGAGAGAAGGAACGAUCCUCCACCGCUGCGCUUACCCCGUCUGAGAUCGCCGGCGCUAUUUCCUUCAUCGCCUCCCUUCUCUACCUUCUUCCUCGCCUUGGACAUCUCUAGUUUGGCACAUCCCUCUUUCGCUCCUAUUUGACCUCACCAUCUGGUAGAUUUUGCACUAGUGUCAAAUUAUAUUGGGUCUCUACAAGAUCUGUAACCUUAUCUUGUAAGUUUAAGCAAAUGGAGAUUUGUGUAAUUAAAGAUGACUAUGUCACACGCCUCUUUGCUAUUUGAUUUCUA
Molecule: messenger RNA, 562 nt
Organism: Zingiber officinale
Lineage: Eukaryota; Viridiplantae; Streptophyta; Magnoliopsida; Zingiberales; Zingiberaceae
Exons: 1
Coding region: 5-385 (126 amino acids)
Source: RefSeq, a predicted model, not a curated record